Molecule: messenger RNA, 1539 nt
Organism: Labrus mixtus (cuckoo wrasse)
Lineage: Eukaryota; Metazoa; Chordata; Actinopteri; Labriformes; Labridae
Exons: 4
Coding region: 172-852 (226 amino acids)
Biological process (GO): vesicle-mediated transport
Cellular component (GO): vesicle; trans-Golgi network; Golgi apparatus
Molecular function (GO): GTPase activity; GTP binding
Source: RefSeq, a predicted model, not a curated record
AUUUUUAGGUUCGUUUUUAUGCAACUUUCAGUGUCAAACAUUGGUCGCUUUACAUGACUUCUGACCGACUGUCACCAGCCAAACCCCUCCGUAUUUUUUUUUUUUGUUGUUGUAUCUCUUCCUCAUGCGGAACCCGUAAUACUAAUUGGAGACCUCACUGUCAGUAAAAGGAUGCAGCAGCAGGAGCGCCUGCUCAAAGUCCUGGUCAUCGGAGACCUCGGAGUCGGCAAGACGUCCAUCAUCAAGCGCUACGUGCACCAGGUGUUCUCCCAGCACUACCGAGCCACCAUCGGGGUCGACUUCGCCCUCAAGAUGCUCAACUGGGACCACAAGACGAUGGUGAGGCUGCAGCUGUGGGACAUCGCCGGGCAGGAGCGCUAUGGGAACAUGACCCGUGUUUACUACAGGGAGGCGGUGGGGGCCCUCGUUGUCUUCGACAUGACCCGACUGUCCACGUUUCAGGCUAUCAUCAAGUGGAAAGGAGACCUGGACUCAAAAGUCGCUCUUGGCAAUGGGAGGUCAGUUCCGGCGGUUCUAUUGGCCAACAAGUGUGACCAGCGGCGUCAUGGUUUGUGCCCCAAGCUGCCCAAACUGGAGAACUUCUCCAGAGAGUACGGAUUUGUCGGCUGGUAUGAAACCUCUGCAAAGGACAACACCAACAUUGAUGCUGCCAUCACCUGCCUGGUGAAGAACAUCAUGUCCGUGGAGGAGGAGAGAGAAUCGAGUGACGCCGCCAGAAACGACCCUGACGGCGGAAUUCUGGUUCUUCCUCGAUUUGAGUACAACACGAAGGAGAAAGGACUCAGUGGGUGCUCAGGAUGUUCCUCACAUAAACACAGAGACGAUGUUUGAGGCGAUGAGACGGAUCGGUCCGAACUGAGAAACCAGAAGAAGACGGAGCAGGGGGAGAAAUGUACUUUAUUUUAUGUUUAUUCUCUGUUUUUACUAAAAUCCUCCCACUGUCUGUACUUACAAAAACAAUUCUUUAGAGAAGUCACCAGAAGAUACUUUGUAAUAGUUUGUUUCUCUUUUAAAGUCUUUAUUUGUGAUUUUUCACACUUAAAUAUAAUAUAAAUCAAGUAUAUCCUCUGAAAAUAACUCUGUGAGUCAUGACUGUCUACAAUGGGUGUAACACUCGAGUCCCACUGUCUGUGAUGUUUUCAGAGUUUUCAGAGUCCUAUCUUCAGUUUGUUUACAUCGCCCGGACGGCCGGCUGACUCCUCCCCUCGUGUAUAAAAGUUGUUUAAUUGAGGGACUAGAGAAAAGAAGAAUAACAUACUGUACUCACUGCUUAACUGUGUUUCUAGAUCACGCUCAUUUCAGGUAAAUUUACAUGCAGUGUGAAGAUACGAGCGUAAUAAAGAUCGCUAGCAUUAGCAUGCUAACACAACAAUGCACCGCGAGUUGUUUUGGUUUCAUGCUGGUGCUCAAAGGCGACAUCUGCUGGAUCAAAAAUUUGCAUAUAAAGCCUUUAAAGGACUUUUUUUUAGACUUUAAAUUUAAAUAUUGUGUUUUUAAAUCCAAACUUCUGUCCAAAAC